GACUCCCCCAGACAUUUCCAUGGUGCUCCGGUCCACUGAUCUUGGGCCUGGGGUGAUCCAAACACCACCCCAGCUCCAGCUGUCUUCUACCAUUAGAAGCCCCAACAGAAGCAGAGGUGGCUGGCACUGGUCAGUCGGAAGGCAAGGACAGACCCCAGAGGACUUUCCUGGGCUACCCACCGGCCCUGCUCUUGUUGGGGAGAAGGAAGCAGAUGCAAUCGCAGCACCCCAACAUUGGGCACUGCAGACUCCAGCAUGGAGGACACCAGGGAGCAGGGCCCGGGCCUGUUUCCCCAGCUGUGAUCUUGCCCAGAACCUCUCUUGGCUUCAUAAACAGCUGUGAACCCUCCCCUGGGGGAUAAACAGCAAUGAUGGGUGGUCAUGGGGUUGGGGGGUGGGGGGUGGGAUUAUUUCCUCUCAGGGGAUGGGUUCAUCUGAGUAAACAUAAACCCCAACUUGUGCCAUUCUUUAUAAAAUGACUUUAAAGGCGAGAGGUGUGUGUGUCAGCGGGGUAGGGGGGAAUCCAGAAAUUACAUCACCUGCAUACCUGCUCUCCAGUCUCAUUCCUCCAGCAAGACCCAGGUCUCCAGCUCAGCAAUCCCACAGCGUUACACAGACCCAACCUACCCUCACUGCAUCUCUGCAGUUUCUCCCCAGGUGGAGCAGUUCCCCGGUGAGGCACCCCCACUGUAGGAGCCUCAAACUGAGCUCCACAGGAGAUGCUGUCGACUGAGAACUUUCCACAGAUGAUACCCACAGGGAACAUUUGGAUUUAUAGAUUGCACAGAAUUGCUCCACAUCUGGGAGACCAAAAGACAAUCCUCUGGAAGGUGGCUGGCCUGAGCUCCCCAGGGGGGAUCAGGAUGUCAGAGAGAUCCUCUAGAGGCUGCCGCUCCUGCCAUUGCCUGACCCCUCCCUGGCACCAGAGCCUCCCUCUUAGAUCCCUCCCCUGCCACUUGCCAGCCUGUAGUGGUGCUUGCUGCAGCCCUCCCUGGUUGCUUUAUUUAUUUAUUUUGCACCAACAGGGUUGCUGCAGACUCAUUCUCGCCUGGUUUAAAAAGAGAGAGAGGAAAAAAAAAAAAAGGAGAAAUGCUUUCUGGCUCUUUUCUCCACCUCAGUCUUGGCAGCCGCGGCCGCAGCAGCAACAGCAGCAGUGGCGGGAGGCAGCAGGCGGCUGGCAGGCAGCAGGGGAGGGGGUGAGGCACGCGGGGAAGGUGCAGGGGCCUGAGGUGCAGCUUGAAUGGGACAGGGCCCCCAGCGCUGGACAGAUGCAGUGCCCAAGUUGAUGCCACCCUCCGGCUUCUCCGGACUGAAGAGGGAAUGGAUACGGCCACAGCUCCAAAGCCAGCCUGGCCCCCAUGGCCCCUGCUCCUUUUCCUCCUCCUCCUGCCUGGAGGGAGCCAUGGCAGCUGCCCUGCUGUGUGCGACUGCACCUCCCAGCCCCAGGCUGUGCUCUGUGGCCACAGGCAACUGGAGGCUGUACCUGGAGGACUCCCACCGGACACUGAGCUCCUGGACCUGAGUGGGAACCGCCUGUGGGGACUCCAGCGGGGAAUGCUCUCCCGCCUGAGCCUGCUCCAGGAAUUGGACCUCAGCUACAACCAGCUUUCCACCCUUGAGCCUGGGGCCUUCCAUGGCCUACAGAGCCUACUCACCUUGAGGCUGCAGGGCAAUCGGCUCAGAAUCAUGGGGCCUGGGGUCUUCUCAGGCCUCUCUGCCUUGACCCUGCUGGACCUCCGCCUCAACCAAAUUGUCCUCUUCCUAGAUGGAGCUUUUGGGGAGCUAGGAAGCCUCCAGCAGCUGGAGGUUGGGGACAACCACUUGGUAUUUGUGGCUCCGGGGGCCUUUGCAGGGCUGUCCAAGCUGAGCACCCUCACCCUGGAGCGCUGCAACCUCAGCACAGUGCCUGGCCUAGCCCUCGCCCGUCUCCCGGCACUAGUUGCUCUAAGGCUUCGAGAACUGGACAUUGGGAGGCUGCCAGCUGGGGCGCUGAGGGGACUGGGGCAGCUCAAGGAGCUGGAGAUCCACCACUGGCCGUCUCUGGAGGCUCUGGACCCUGGGAGCUUGGUUGGGCUCAAUCUCAGCAGCCUGGCCAUCACCCGCUGCAAUCUGAGCUCGGUGCCCUUCCAAGCACUGCACCACCUGAGCUUCCUCAGGGUCCUGGAUCUAUCUCAGAAUCCCAUCUCAGCCAUCCCUGCCCGAAGGCUCAGUCCCCUCGUGCGACUCCAGGAGCUACGCCUGUCAGGGGCAUGCCUCACCUCCAUUGCCGCCCAUGCCUUCCACGGCUUGACGGCCUUCCACCUCCUGGAUGUGGCAGAUAAUGCCCUUCAGACACUAGAGGAAACAGCCUUCCCUUCUCCAGACAAACUGGUGACCCUGAGGCUGUCUGGCAACCCCCUGACCUGUGACUGCCGCCUCCUCUGGCUGCUCCGGCUCCGCCGCCGCCUGGACUUUGGCACAUCCCCCCCUGCCUGUGCUGGUCCCCAGCAUGUCCAAGGGAAGAGCCUGAGGGAUUUUUCGGACAUCCUGCCUCCAGGGCACUUCACCUGCAAACCGGCCCUGAUCCGAAAGUCCGGGCCUCGAUGGGUCAUUGCAGAGGAGGGUGGGCAUGCGGUUUUCUCCUGCUCUGGAGAUGGAGACCCAGCCCCCACUGUCUCCUGGAUGAGGCCUCACGGGGCUUGGCUGGGCAGGGCUGGGAGAGUAAGGGUCCUAGAGGAUGGGACACUGGAGAUCCGCUCAGUGCAGCUACGGGACAGGGGGCCCUAUGUCUGCGUGGUCAGCAAUGUCGCUGGGAAUGACUCCCUGAGGACCUGGCUGGAAGUCAUCCAGGUGGAACCAGCAAACGGCUCGCUCUCUGACCCCAACAUCACCGUGCCGGGAAUCCCAGGGCCUUUUUUUCUGGAUAGCAGAGGUGUAGCCAUGGUGCUAGCAGUUGGCUUCCUCCCCUUCCUCACCUCAGUGACCCUCUGCUUUGGCCUGAUUGCCCUUUGGAGCAAGGGCAAGGGCCGGGUCAAACAUCACGUGACCUUUGACUUUGUGGCACCUCGGCCCUCUGGGGAUAAAAACUCCGGGGGUAACCGGGUCACUGCCAAGCUCUUCUGACCCUUCCUUCCCCAGUGGGGAACCCACCAAGUCCGCUUCAGAUACCAAAGGGGAUGACAGAACCAAGGCUACUUGGUUCCAGAGCAGCACCACCCUCCCGCCCCUCCCGCCCCUCCCGCCCCUCCCGCCUGCGUUCUGCCAGUAACUAGCAAUGCCUCCUGCUAGAGAGUCUGCUUCCCGAGCCUUUGCGGUCUGAGGAUAGCAUUGCCGUUUCUUCACUGAGGGUCCCAGGGAGCUGCAGAUGCAGACCCCGUCGUUAUUCCAGCCCUCCCUUCGUCCCCCUCCACGCACAAAACAGGAAACAGAACCAAAGCUCUAGUCCGCUCGUCCAACCACUUGGCUUUCUUCACACACACGUAUAUCCUUUAAUAACCAACACCGCUGGCUACAGCUCUCAGAUUAUUUCAGAGGUGGGGCUGGGAAGUGCCACUUGCUCCUUGGAGUCUCCGUUUGUCAACCAGACAGAGUCCCUUUCUUUUCUGCCCCUAGGUGCAGGAAUAAGAGGCAAGGAGCCUGAGGCUACAGAGAGGAGGACGGGGACAGAAUGUGGGAUGGGGAGGACAGGCCACACACUGCACUGUCUGCAUGAGCCUCCACCACCUCCUUCUGUCUCCCAGAUCAUUAAACCUGCUGCCAAAGGGCCACGACAGUAGCCGCCAAAACUAA
Molecule: messenger RNA, 3768 nt
Organism: Callithrix jacchus (white-tufted-ear marmoset)
Lineage: Eukaryota; Metazoa; Chordata; Mammalia; Primates; Cebidae
Gene: LINGO4
Product: leucine rich repeat and Ig domain containing 4
Molecular function (GO): protein binding
Source: RefSeq, a predicted model, not a curated record